This is a messenger RNA of Owenia fusiformis, 1239 nucleotides long. The record is from the annotation of a GenBank genome assembly. Lineage: Eukaryota; Metazoa; Annelida; Polychaeta; Sabellida; Oweniidae.
UGAUCCUUUGAAUAAAGUGUCGCGGAUCACACCUUCAGCAUGUUAAUUUUAGUGACCUCGUUGAUUCUGUUGAUUUCAAAGGGAGCAUAUUGUCAAAAUUAUAGUCUCGUGUUCGAAGAUAAUUUUGAUAUUUUGGACUUCAACAACUGGGUGCACGAGGUGACCUGCUGGGGUGGUGGGAAUGGCGAAUUCCAAGUUUACACUGAUGAUACUGAAAACAGCUAUGUUAAGAAUGGGCUUCUCUACAUUAGACCAACUCUAUUGGAAAACAACAUAAAUCCUUUAACUGGUCAGCCGUUUGGAGUUGACUUCCUGUAUGGUGGUACAUUGGACUUAAUAGCUAUGUAUGAACAAUGUACACAGAAGGACAACAACGGAUGCUUAAGGGAAGGCUGGUUCGGGAUAACUCCUCCUGUGGCAUCUGCCAGAUUACGCAGCAAGAGACGAUUUAACUUUCAGUUUGGAAAAGUAGAAGUCGUUGCGAAGAUGCCCGUCGGUGACUGGUUAUGGCCAGCAAUAUGGUUUCUUCCUGAAUACUUGGUAUACGGAGGAUGGCCGAGGUCUGGGGAAAUUGAUCUUGUAGAAGCAAGAGGGAACCGAGACCUCCUAACAACUGACAUGAACAGUAUAGGAAUAGACCACGCAGGCGCAACUUUGCAUUGGGGUCCACAAUGGGAUGACAACAAAUCAUGGCUCACAAGUGGUUCACAGACGAAUACUCAGAACAACUAUGGGGAUUUCUUCCAUACAUAUGGGAUGGAAUGGGACACAAAUGGAAUGAGAUUUACCAUAGACAAUAGCACCUUACUCCAAGUGCCCAACCCUCCAAUUGAUCAGAACCCUGGCUGGCAAGGAUUUUGGGAAUACGGGCGACAAAAUGGCGGAUGGUGGUCAACGACAACAAAUCCAUGGGCAUCUGGAACCAACAUGGCGCCUUUUGAUCAACAUUUCCACAUGAUACUGAACGUUGCAGUGGGAGGGACUAAUGGAUAUUUCCCCGAUGGUGUGAUAGUCAAUGGAGGUAUCCAUAAUAAACCAUGGAACAAUGGCGACAGUGAUGCAGAUGUUCGUUUUUACAAUGCCGUCAACGACUGGUUCCCUACAUGGGAAGGAGAAAACUCCGCCAUGCAAAUAGAUUCCAUUAAAGUUUGGCAGAGAACAUUGUAACAUAUAUGGUCUAGCUAGUAAUUUUAUGAUAAAGAUUGACUUAUAAAUCAAACAUACAGAAAAACGUACCAU